GACGAUAUGGUGUGUUAUGUAAAGUUGAAUCGUUGAUAAAUUGUACAUCCAAACAAACAUAAUUUACUUAGUAAACGUGAAAUAUACGCUGCAAUUGCUUUCAGUAUCGAUAACAUGUGCAACACUAUCGAAAACGGUUCAGCUACCCUAACUAGAGUGACGUAUUUCUACGAAACACGAUACGAAGGACCAUGCUUUGUAACUAUGAAUGACCAGGCCAUUCGUUUAAUGUCUUUUCUUCUGAAUAGUUGUUGAGUGAGCUUUGUCCACCGGAUUGGUCAGUUCGAGCCUAUUCCAUUAAAGUUUUGCAUUUGAGGAUAUCUCAAGGUUAAAUGAUCUGGCUGGGUAAAGGGUGAUAUGCAAAACUCCAGAUUGAACGGUGAUCCUUCGUUUGUAUUUCUCAACGGUGGGGUCACACCAGGUGAUGGAAAACGUAGAUUAGUACGAAAAACCAGUGCGGAAAUUGUGAGCGAAGCUAAAAGCAUGCUGGCAGGAGGAGGAACACGCUUGGUGUCUGCCAGGCGGCCAAUAACACCCCGAGAACCUAGAAGACAGCUAUAUGGCCGGGUGGCUCCACCAGGGAGGCCUCCGAGUGCCUUCAGCUUAAAGUAUCUACAGCUAGAAUCUCGCGCCCUGCCGUCGUUGGAACCAAUUCAAAGCACCAUCCAAACCAAUGGAGUUGUCCGAUCGGAAUCGGUUGAUGACCUGGGUGAAUAUGAUUCUACGAACAAUAAUGGCCCUCGGAGCAAAUUACCCGCGCUGCUUAAAGUUCCUGGCAAACAGGCAGGAUCGCUCGAUAACCUUUCAGAAUGUAUGCCACCGCGAAAGGACUUUAAGCCACCGACGGCAGCCUUAACACCACAAUUUUCACUCAAUGCCGAACCCAAACCUCUGAACGAGAAACGGCCGCCCCCGUUAGAUGGGACCUGCUCUGGUAACGUUGCAACGGCUCCAUCGGGACCAUCGCCACCGAACAGUAUCGUUAAGAACCAUCCUCUCAAGCGUCGUCAAUUUCAAUCGCUCGACGAGCGCAACACGCCUGAGGCGGAAAAAUCCUCAUCGUUGGGAUCGGCUCGACAGUCUGAAAGUGCGAAAAUGGACCACCAAGAGCAGAAAGUGAAGCUGAGCAAAAGCAACGACUUGCUGGCACAAUCCAGCACGGAGGCUUUAUUGGAAAUGCUGAAGGCCCAUGCUGGAAUUAAGGAGUGCACCGAUGAAACUGCCAGUCACAUCAAUGGGAUUCUAGGUGAGCUGUUUUCUCGCGUAAAAGGAUCCAAAGGUAGCUGGCGGGGAGCGGUGUUGGGAGCAUUGUAUGGUCUGGUGGAGGCGAACUCGGCAAAAAUAUUGCUAUCAGUAGCGCGCGUUGUAUUGGCGCUGAAUGUGACUGGCAGCAAUUUGACAGGGGCGUGCAAGUUGGUAUUUAAAAUUGCUCGCAAUGAAAACAACGACGUGCUUUUCGCCGACAGUGAUGUGCCAGAACUGCUCGUGGAUGGUUUGGGUCGUGCGUCUCCAGCUGACGAACCCGAAGCGUGUAUCUACGGUUAUGGGGCGAUUCGUUUUUUGGCUGGCUCAGCUGCAUCAGUUUCGCUGAAAGCCAAACCGGAGAAUGUUUCGCGCGAAAACUCAUCUCGGCAAAAAUCGCUGGCUUGUCGUUUGGCACGCCAUGGGCUUGUUCAAUUGAUGAUAUUGCAUUUGAAAAUGCUGAACGAACUGGGAUCUGCUGAAAAGCUAUCUGGACCUCCACUGCACGCGCUUUUCCAGCUAUCUGGAGCACUAAGGACUCUUGCUGGUGUACCUGCUAUUGGCAAUGGUAUGGCUGCAACUCGAUCUUUGCUGCUGAGCACAAAUCCUCAGAUCAAAGAAACGCCUGAUGGGGAAAUGAUUCAAUUGGAACUGGCUGGACCACUGCUAGUUAGAGCAGCAGAGAUGUGCAUAGAUGAACCGGAAGUACAGGCAAACGUUAUCCGAACACUAAGCGUCCUCUCAGAACGUCCUGAAUGCUGUGAACAGUUGGCAGAUGCAGCUGCUCGACUGGGAAUCCUUCUGGGUUCUAUCAGUGAAACAAGUCCAACUGUGGACAAAGGCUUGGCCGCUGCCAAUCGACUGGGAUACAUUCUUGGCAACAUUAUGACCAGAUGGGACACGGCUCGGUUGCAGUUCUAUAUGAAUGAUGUUUCGAUGGAAGCCAUACUGAAUGCAUUGGAGUAUUAUUCGCACAAACGAUUAACUAUCAAAAACCAGAUGGGUGAUGCUGUGGUGGACGUUCUCACGAAGCUGGUACGUGUCAUCGCCAAUAUUAGCGUGAAUGGAGACGUUGGCUACGGACUAAGCAACAAACCACCUCUGGGAGAAAUUUUGCUUAACAUUUUGUUAAAAGUGAAAGAUGUAAAAGAACCGGAAAUGGAAGAACUGUUAUUUGCUACUUUGGGUGCACUUCACAAUCUUUCUUACUAUUAUGAACCAUCGGAUAAUCCACUCCAGUUCAACCACCAUGGAAGCAUGGCCGAUCGCUUGAAGGACAUCUGUGGUGUUUUGUGUAACAUUCUCAACUCGAAUUCCAACCCAGCUCGGUCGGAGGCAGCUCGUGUUCUCGGAAACAUGACACGCAAUACCGUGGCAAGGCAAGCAUUCUGUUCCGAAAAUGGAUUGAAGAUAUUGGUCGAAUGCUUGGAGGCCAACGAUGUGGAGCUGAUGGUUACCUCGUGUGGAGUGCUCGUCAACAUUCUUGGCGAUAGCGAGCGCAGGACGCCGUUCCGGGAAAUACAGGGACCAAUUGUACUGCGGAAAUUGCUGCAGCGUGGAGUGACCAACCAAGAUUGGAUCCUGGCGGGGAUCACUUGUCAAGCCUUGUGGAACUACCUCAUUGACAGCGGAAAUGUUGUUCAUGCUUUGGGUGAAAAUGAAGUGGAUUUCAUUUGUGGAGAUCUGGCCGAUUGCUUGGAUGAAGAGAAAUUGUUCAAUGGCGAAGAACCGGAUGUCCUUUGGGAAGAGUUUGCCCCGGUGGCUACCGAUCUGCUGGAAAGAUUGCAAUCGUGCAUGUCAGUUGAAAAUUCACCUUGCCUAUCUUCUGAUGACGAAGGCGAUAUAAUGAAUAGGGAACAAGUUGAUUCGUGGGGCAAACAGUACAAGCAAUGGUUACAGCAAUGAGAAUUGUUAUAUGAUUGUUACUAUAAUGUUCGAACAUGUCAUUCUUUAUAAUAAAAUAAUUUUCCCUGCA
Molecule: messenger RNA, 3217 nt
Organism: Aedes albopictus (Asian tiger mosquito)
Lineage: Eukaryota; Metazoa; Arthropoda; Insecta; Diptera; Culicidae
Product: armadillo repeat-containing protein 2
Exons: 9
Coding region: 358-3147 (929 amino acids)
Biological process (GO): cilium organization
Molecular function (GO): protein binding
Source: RefSeq, a predicted model, not a curated record